CACCUACUCCUUCGACUUAGAUACCAAGAAUCUCUCUCCUCUAUCAACAGAUUUCUUUCCUCCCCUUCCGCCAUUGAUGAUCCUCAAUCAUCUUCGUCAUCAGCUUCUCCUGCAACUCUAUCUUUGUUAGUUUUUAAGAAAACAAAGAAAAGCAUUUUGCUGAAAAAAGCGAAAGUUCUCCCCAACUUUCUCAGAUUGCUGUUUUUGCAACGCCGCAUCACUUGCAGCAGCAGUUUACAAAAAAAAAAUUUUGCCCACAACGGUGGACGUUGCCAGCGAGGAGAAGACGGCACGGUGUCCCAGCCUCCUCUCUCUGCCAAGAUGGCUUUUCGAGGUCGGGGGCGGGGGCGAGGAUAUGGAGGCGCCGGUGGCUAUGGAUUUGCCAAACAAGAGCCAUUUGAGCUUUUCCCUGAUAUUGAAUUGCCUAACAUCAAAAGCGUGCAUAAGGAAGAAACCCUAGUUAGGGAGAGUGUAAAGUUGCAAAAUUUUUGGAAGGCCUCUGCUUAUUAUCUUGAUGAGACUGUUUCUAAAAAUAGCCGAAGCACAGAGAUAGAGAGAUAUUCUGACAUGAAAAAACCAAGGAGUACAAUAACUCGUGAUUCUCUUUCACAAAUUUUAGAGCUUAAAAGAUUUCCUCAAGAACUUAUUGGAGGUUCAAAGGGGCAACGGCCAAGUCAGAAAAAAGUUAGAUGGAAUCCAGAGUCAGAGCUGCAGAAGCUAGAUUAUUUAGAAAAGCUUGAACAAAGGGCUCAGGGCCAAGAGAAUAAAGAUGAAAAGGAAAAGAAAGAAGGCGAAAACGAAGAUGAAGAUGAAAACGAUGGAGAAGAAGACAUUGAGGAAGAACCGAGUGAUGAUGAUUAUUUUCAGAAUGUCGAGUUUGAUGAUGAUGAUGAUGAUUUUAACGACGUUGAUGAUGGUGGUGAAGAUGAAGGUACUUUUUAAUUGAUACGGGAAGAGUUUUCUUCUGGUCUUCUUUAGCAGCUUGAGGCAGGUUUCGCGUAUAUGGAAGUAUUCCUUUUCUUAAUUGGAUUAAUUUGGUAUCUUAAAUUUCACCUUGUCACACCAUAUGAGGCUUCUAAUGUAUGAAUUUCCUGCUGGACAAAGAUGUAGAGCAGUGAAGUUUUAUAGUCGAGCAUUUUUUAA
Carya illinoinensis is the source of this 1143-nucleotide messenger RNA. Its product is annotated as prothymosin alpha-A-like. Gene Ontology annotation, cellular component: RNA polymerase III complex. Gene Ontology annotation, biological process: transcription by RNA polymerase III. The transcript has 10 exons. NCBI's taxonomy places the organism in Eukaryota, Viridiplantae, Streptophyta, Magnoliopsida, Fagales, Juglandaceae. Bases 322 to 942 code for a protein of 206 amino acids. The record is from RefSeq and is a predicted model, not a curated record.